Molecule: messenger RNA, 1374 nt
Organism: Bradysia coprophila
Lineage: Eukaryota; Metazoa; Arthropoda; Insecta; Diptera; Sciaridae
Molecular function (GO): catalytic activity
Source: RefSeq, a predicted model, not a curated record
AUGGCAUAUUUGGUAUCAUUGGAAAGGCCAGGAGGAUUGAUGAAACUGACAAAUGAACUGAAGAAAGCCAAAGUCGACAUUGCUGCUAUUCAAGAGAGCGGUUACAAUCAAAAUGCACAAACUUCCCGCUUCAAUGGCUAUACUACAUUUCAUAGCAGCAACAGUCGAGACCAUGUACUUGGUACUGCCUUCAUGGUAGCCACAAAAAAGGAACAUCUGGUACUGGACUUCCGAAAGGUCAACGAGCGCCUAUGCGUGUUACGUCUGAAAGGCCGUUUCAAAAACUACUCCGUGAUAAACGUACACGCACCUCAUAAUGAAUCGGUGGAGGGUGAUAAGGACGAUUAUUAUGAAGCGCUUGCAAGAGCCUACGAUGAAUUACCGGCACACGAUAUUAAAAUCGUUAUAGGAGAUUUCAACGCCAAAGUAGGCAAGGAGGAAGUGUACAGACCAACAAUAGGAAGGUACAGUCUGCAUGAAAAUACGAAUGAGAACGCGGAGACGUUUGCUGAUAACAUUAGCACAAAGCUUCAACAAUUACGACAAGCUCAGCCAGGCGACACUCCUCCCGAAUGGCUAUCGGUGAGUGAUGUGAUUAAGCAGGAAGCAAUCGACACCUUAGGAUAUCAGAGGCCUAAUGAUUUUAAGACCUGGUUUGACGCAGAAUGUGCUGAUGUUACAGAUCGUAAAAAUGCUGCACGAAUUGAGAAGGAAUCGGCGAGAACUAGAGAACGGAAAACGGAAGCGGAUCAGCGCUACAAAGAUCUGAGGAGGGAGGAAAAGCGCUUGCACCGGCGCAAGAAAAAGGAACUUGAAGAAAGGACGCUUCUUCAGUUGGAAAGAUUAUGUAGUGCAAACGAAUCACGGAAGUUCUACAAACGAAUAAACAACCAAAGAAGAGGCUUCAAUUCUCGAAUGACUAUCUGCAGAGCAGUUGACGGCACUUUGCUUACAGCAAAACAUGAUGUCCUGGAACGAUUCAAGGAACAUUUCAGUGCUCUGUUAAACGGGGAUGUUGAAGACGGCAAUGCUACCGAUGAUUCUUUUCUCAACGACGACGGUCGUAUCGUGUCAGCACCAACAUUGGAGGAAGUCUCAGCAGCAAUCUCCUCACUCAAAAACAACAAAGCUUCAGGUCCGGAUAAUAUACCAGCGGAACUGCUGAAAAUGGGUGGUGAGGAAUUGGCUAAGGUGAUUUAUGAAUUAGUCGAGCGAAUAUGGAACAACGAAUCGUUACCGGAUCAGUGGUUAGAGGGUGCCAUUUUACCUCUGCACAAGAAAGGUGACAGGAUGAUUUGCGAAAACUACCGUGGUAUUGCUUUGCUUAACACGGCGUACAAGGUUUUUGCUCGAGUGACUAAAUCCACGGGCUGA